Molecule: messenger RNA, 1491 nt
Organism: Boeremia exigua
Lineage: Eukaryota; Fungi; Ascomycota; Dothideomycetes; Pleosporales; Didymellaceae
Product: protein-tyrosine phosphatase-like protein
Exons: 4
Coding region: 219-1193 (324 amino acids)
Biological process (GO): dephosphorylation
Molecular function (GO): phosphoprotein phosphatase activity
Source: RefSeq, a predicted model, not a curated record
GAGCUAGUAAGAUGGUGCAGCCGUAGCCUUGUACCUAUCACCUAGACAUCGUUCAACCCUAGACAAAUAUGGGCAGGCUUCUAAAAGCUUCAAUCCCCGUAGCCAGAUUGCGAGCAUACUCAUUGCGCGACUGAUGUACCAGAAAGCAGGAAUUUGGGUGGCUCACGCGUUGUUAGCGCGAUCGGCAGCAAGCGACGUCAGUAACGUCUUCCAUAAACAUGCAUUUCGCCCAGACCUCCCCCUCGCAUCUUUGUUACACGGAAAGUAUGACUUCAAAAGCGACUGUACAGGCAACUUCAAUCGACGGCGAUAAGCUGAACACACCUUUGAAGAGUGUGCUGAAUUUCAGAGAUGUCGGCGAGUUUGUCAAUAGAGCCUCAGGGAGAAAGAGUCUAAAGACGAGACUGUUGUACCGAGGCGCGCGACCAGAUGAAGCAACAGUAGGCGACCGAGAACGCCUUGUAAAGGAAUAUGGUGUGAGGAGCAUCAUUGAUCUUCGAACAAAAACCGAGCAUAUCGAACAAGCCCAGAAGCGAGAUAGCAAAAUCAAAGCAUCAGCUGCGAUCCCUCAGUCCAACGACGAUGUUGCUGGACCUCUCAAGAUGCCAGAGGUUACGUAUCACGAAAUCAACUUCAAUGGCUCAGCAUUCUCGCGAAUGCUGAUUUCCAAGCUCACCUGGCUGGAAUUCUUUCGCCUAGCCGGACUCAUGCUCUUUGGAUACCGCCUCGAUGCAAUCAAGGUACUGUCGCCACACAUGGAAGAGAUGGGUCUUUUCGGACUGGCAAAGAGCUCAGUAGACGUCUGCACCAAGGAAGUGAAGCAGGUCUUUGAUGUCCUCGCAGACGACAGGAAUUGGCCCGUGUUAGUUCAUUGCACACAAGGCAAAGAUCGGACAGGCCUGAUUGUGAUGCUUGUCCUUUGGCUAGUCCAAGUCGAGGACGAUAUCAUCGAAGAGGACUAUCUGCUUUCUGAGCCCGAGCUUGCGUCGGAGAAAGAGUCUCGAAUGAAAGAGAUCGGCGCGAUAGGCCUGUCUGAACAAUUUGCGGUGUGCCCGCCAGGUCUUACAAAAGAAGUCCAUUCACACAUUCAGGAGAAAUAUGGUGGCGUUGAGAAGUACUUGCUGGAGAAUGUUGGGGUUAGUCAAGAAACGCUAGGGAUGCUGAGAAGGAGGAUGCUGGCCGCUGAUUCGUAGAGAGCCGCGCGUUCGCGUUCGCAUAUUUUAUCGAUUGAACCUGGUCUCAGUCGCAAAAGUGCAGCAAAAGUGUGGACAUGAACCCAAGACAUGUCCAAAAGACGCGAUUUUUGGUUUUUGCUGCUCGCACGGCAAGGUGCUACCGAUCUAAGGGCCCUGAGUGCUACAGUUCCCUUGCUUUGUGGCUUCGUUAUCGCGGGGUGUUGGCGUUUCAGGUGUAGAAGCUAGGACUGACACCAGAUUCGCUUAGUGGGCUACACCGUUCAAGCUUGGCACAUGCAGCUGUCUUUAGAAAACA